Molecule: messenger RNA, 3081 nt
Organism: Oncorhynchus masou masou (cherry salmon)
Lineage: Eukaryota; Metazoa; Chordata; Actinopteri; Salmoniformes; Salmonidae
Product: ER membrane protein complex subunit 3-like
Exons: 9
Coding region: 190-975 (261 amino acids)
Biological process (GO): protein folding in endoplasmic reticulum
Cellular component (GO): EMC complex; membrane
Source: RefSeq, a predicted model, not a curated record
UGCCCCUCACUCACUGUUGCAAUGCAUUGCCAAUGUCCUUUGCUUUGUUGGAGCUUAUACAGUGCAUUUUUGCUCUCUAGUGACCAUGGCUGCUGAUGCAGCUAGACACCGCAAAUAAUCUGCAUUAAUUUAAAUUAGCAUAGUAUCGCCUGACGACACACGUCUUUUGUCAAACGGACUACAUUGGUUAUGGAUGAGCCGGAGCUUCUGCUGGACUCCAAUAUCAGACUUUGGGUGGUCUUGCCCAUCGUCUUUAUCACGUUCCUUGUUGGGGUGAUUCGACAUUAUGUCUCCAUUCUGCUUCAGAGUGACAAGAAGCUGACAUUAGAGCAGGUGUCAGACAGCCAGGUUCUUAUCAGGAGCAGAAUCCUCAGAGAGAAUGGGAAGUACAUUCCGAAACAGUCUUUCUUGAUGAGGAAGUAUUACUUCAAUAAUCAAGAAGAUGGCUUCUUAAAAAAUACCAAAAGGAAGGUUGUUCCUCCCUCCCCAAUGACAGACCCCAGCAUGCUGACAGACAUGAUGAAAGGCAACGUGACCAAUGUACUUCCCAUGAUCCUCAUCGGAGGCUGGAUCAACUGGACCUUCUCGGGGUUUGUCACAACCAAGGUUCCCUUUCCUCUCACCCUGCGCUUCAAGCCCAUGUUGCAACAAGGAAUCGAGUUACUCUCACUUGAUGCUUCCUGGGUGAGCUCAGCGUCGUGGUAUUUCCUGAAUGUGUUUGGGCUGCGAAGCAUGUACUCCUUAAUUCUAGGACAAGAUAAUGGUGCCGAUCAGUCCAGGAUCAUGCAGGAGCAGAUGAGUGGUGCUGCCAUGGCCAUGCCUGCAGACACAAACAAAGCCUUCAAGGCAGAAUGGGAGGCUCUUGAGCUAACUGACCACCAGUGGGCACUGGAGGGUGUUGAGGAGGAGCUAAUGAGCAGGGAACUGGAUCUAGAUGGAAUGUUCAGUAAGGAGUUACCAACGGGUAUCUUCUGAGUGCCAGUUCAUCACUGCAGGGAACCUGCCACUUGGCAAAAUGGUAGUCUUACUUAGAGACAGACUUGGAGUUUCUAUAGGAAAUGACAGAGUGGAACAAAGUCCCUGGGCUUUGAUGACAAAUAGAGAUGUAAUGUCUAAAUUCAUUUAACUUACGUUAUUGUCCAUUUCAAGUUUAAUUGGAGAUAGUACCAAGUUCAAUUUAUAAUUGUAACUAUUUGAAAGAUUCACCUUCAGCUACUCAUGACAAAAAAAAGGAUAGCAUACAUAAUCGAAAAACUGACAUGUUGUAUACUGUCAAAAACAAAACAUACAAAAGGUCAAUGAGCAUGUGUUGCACCACUUUUUGUUUUUAAUCAUGUUUACCUUGUAUUCUCAGAUUCCACCUACAAUGCCUUCAGAAAGUAUUCAUACCCCUUAUUCCACAUUUGUUGUUAUAGCCUCAAUUAAAAAUGUUUUAAAUGGACCCCCCCCCCCCACCCAUCUAUACACAAUAAUAAUAAUGAUAAUAAUAAUAAUGACAGUGAAAGCAUGCUUUUAAGAAAUGUUUUCAAACGUAUAAAAAUGAAAUGCAUAGAUACCUACAUUUACAUAAAUAUUCACACCCCAGAGUCAAUACCUGUUAGAAUCACCUUUGGCAGUGAUUACAGCUGAGUCUUUCUGGGUAAGUCUCUUAAGAGCUUUGCACCUCUAGUGUAUAUUUGGCCUUGUAUGUUAGGUUAUGGUCCUGCUGAAAGAUGAAUUUGUCUCCCAGCGUCAGAGCAAAAGCAGACUGAAACAAGUUUUCCUCUAGGAUUUUGCCUGUGCUUACCUCUAUUGUAUCUCUUUGUUAUCCUCAAAAUAACUCUGAAGUCCUUGUUGAUGACAGGCAUACCCAUAACAAAAUAUGUAGAGUGGUAUUCUGAUGUGUUGGAUUUGCCUCAAACAUAAUGCUUUGUAUUCAGGUCAUUAAGUUACUUUCUUUGCCACAUUUUUUUCUGUUUUACUUUAGUGCCUUAUUGCAAACAGGAUGCAUGUUUUGGAAUAUGUUUUAUUCUGAACAGGUUUCCUUUUCUCUCUGUCAUUUUAGGUUUGUGGAAUAACAAAAAUCCUCAGUUUUCUCCAAUCACAGCCAUUUAACUUUGUAACAGGUUUAAAAUCACCAUUGGCCUCAUGGUGAAAUCCCUGAAUGGUUUACUUCUUCUCCGGCAUCUGAGUUAGGAAGGACGCCUGUAUCUUUGUAGUAACUGGAUGUAUUGACACACCAUCCAAAGUGAAAUAACUUCACCAUGCUCAAAGGGAUAUUCAGUGUCUGCUUUUUUAUUUGUACCAAUCUACCAAUGGGUGCCAUUCUUUUGCGAGGCGUUGGAAACCUCCCUGGUCUUUGUGGUUGAAUCUGUGUUUGAAAUUCACUGCUCGACCAAGGGACCUUACAAUUAUCUCUGUGUGGGGCACAGAGAUGAGGUAGAAAAUCAUGUUAAACACUUAUUGCACACAGAGGGGUCCAUGCAACUUGUUAAGCACAGUUUUACUCCUGAAUGUAUUUAGUCUUGCCAUAAUAAAGGGGUUGAAUACUUAUUGACUGAAGAUAUUUUAAUUAAUUUCUAAAAACAUAAUUCCACUUUGUGUAGGCCAGUGACUCAAUUUCAUCCAUUUAAAAUGCAGGCUGUCAUGCAACAAAAUGUGGAAAAAGUCAAGGGGUGAAUACUUUCUGAAAGCACUGUACUUACCAUUUUUUUGGUCAUAGUUUACUUGUUGGUUAUUUGUGAGCUUGUUUUUUGUUUUGUGAACAUAAUAGUCAAAUUCAUUGAACAUAAGUUCAACUUAUCCCGUUGGCAGUGAGAGGCGGAUGCUCUGAGCAACAAAAGACAACUAGCAGUUACAAUAAAAACAAAGAACAUGAUUUACUGCUGGUGAUUAAAUUCCAGUUAUCAUUCCACUUUCAGUUUUGUGUGCAGAAUCAGCAGCUUCAUGUCUGAUGUAAGACAAGGUCAGGUCCUAUAUUGGGUGCUGGAAAACUACUGUGUGUGUGAUAGUUAAAUUCAAUGUGUUAUUUUUAAUAUUUAUUUCUCAAAUUGUUUUGGUAACAUUUUCAUGUGUUUUUGUAUAAAGACUGUUUUGACUAAA